CAACGUUUAAUUGGGCAAAGAGGUUAGUUAGGUGGGAACUGUGGUAAGUAGAGGAAAGGAAGAAGGGAAAGAAGGGAGCGAAGGAGAGAAAAGUGUGUAUUCAUGGCGACUUCGAAGCUCCAAGCACUCUGGAACCACCCGGCUGGCCCUAAAACUAUUCACUUUUGGGCACCGACAUUUAAAUGGGGCAUCAGCAUAGCUAAUGUUGCCGACUUCUCUAAACCACCUGAAAAACUUUCGUAUCCUCAACAAAUAGCGGUUGCUUGCACUGGAAUUGUCUGGUCACGUUACAGCACUGUCAUCACCCCUAAAAACUGGAAUCUUUUUAGUGUAAAUGUUGCAAUGGCUGGGACAGGACUCUACCAACUUUAUCGCAAAGUGCAGCAUGAUUAUUCCUCUGAAGCAGAAGCUGUUAUUGCAAAAGAAUGAUGACGAAAGAUAUUCUGAACAUUUUGGUUCGUAAAAUUUUAACUUCGUAUUUCCCAUUCCCAUUGUUGGAAUGGAAGGCUCCAAAAUGUUUAUUGCAACCUAUGUUUCAUUCCUUACACUUUGUUCUGUCUGCUGGCUAAAGAUUGAGAAUUUAGUGGCAAUCUGAACAUUCAAGAGCCUCCCUCAUAUCUAAUAAAAAAACUGUUUCGGUUUUCUCAA
Messenger RNA from Humulus lupulus (European hop), 648 nucleotides. RefSeq names its product mitochondrial pyruvate carrier 4. The transcript has 5 exons. The record is from RefSeq and is a predicted model, not a curated record. Gene Ontology annotation, cellular component: mitochondrial inner membrane. NCBI's taxonomy places the organism in Eukaryota, Viridiplantae, Streptophyta, Magnoliopsida, Rosales, Cannabaceae. Gene Ontology annotation, biological process: pyruvate import into mitochondria. The coding region runs from base 103 to 429 and encodes 108 amino acids.